This is a messenger RNA of Funneliformis caledonium, 516 nucleotides long. Lineage: Eukaryota; Fungi; Glomeromycota; Glomeromycetes; Glomerales; Glomeraceae. The record is from the annotation of a GenBank genome assembly.
AUGGACCAACCUUUAAAUAAUCCAGUCCAAUAUCAUAACCUUGAUUCUUACAAUUACAAUGAUGAUUCCUUUUCCGUGACUAACGAAAACAUUUAUCAAACACCUUGUGAAAAUGAUUAUUCUCUUGAUACUUUUGGUUCAGCUUCUCAGUAUUGUCCAAUGAUUUCCUCUUACGAAUCACAAUAUAUCAACAACCAUGAUGAUAUUAGUGAACAAGGAACCUUAAAUCAGAAUCUACCACAGUCUAUUGGCUCAUCUCAACCACAAAUGAAUCAAUGUGCAAUCUUUAGAUUCGAAAUUCCUGGAUUUGAUAUAAUUAUUAGACCAAAAUCCAACUCAUCCAUGGAUUUUAAUUAUCUGGACACACAAUAUCAACUUCAACAAGAUCAAUCCUAUCCUUCCGUCGUAACUACGUCAUCGCCAAAUCAAAAUUUCAUCUCUGCAAAUUCUGUAAAUCCUAUGAAUAUGCAAAAUCAUCAUAUUAUUCAUAACGAUAAUAUUUUUUACAGUCAAUAA